AUGUCUUACCAGCAGCAGCAGUGCAAGCAGCCCUGCCAGCUACCUCCUGUGUGCCCACCUAAGUGCCCAGAGCCAUGCCCACCCCCAAAGUGCGUGGAGCCAUGCCCACCCCCAAAGUGCAUAGUGCCGUGCCCACCUCAGUCAUGCCAGCAGCAAUGCCCUCCUGUGCAGCCUCCUCCACCUUGCCAGCAGAAGUGCCCACCUAAGUGCAAGUAA
Messenger RNA from Choloepus didactylus (southern two-toed sloth), 216 nucleotides. Its product is annotated as small proline-rich protein 2E-like. Gene Ontology annotation, cellular component: cornified envelope. Lineage: Eukaryota; Metazoa; Chordata; Mammalia; Pilosa; Megalonychidae. The coding region runs from base 1 to 216 and encodes 71 amino acids. The record is from RefSeq and is a predicted model, not a curated record. The transcript has a single exon.